Molecule: messenger RNA, 9518 nt
Organism: Tyto alba (common barn owl)
Lineage: Eukaryota; Metazoa; Chordata; Aves; Strigiformes; Tytonidae
Gene: XYLT1
Product: xylosyltransferase 1
Exons: 13
Coding region: 250-3018 (922 amino acids)
Biological process (GO): heparan sulfate proteoglycan biosynthetic process; chondroitin sulfate proteoglycan biosynthetic process
Cellular component (GO): membrane
Molecular function (GO): protein xylosyltransferase activity
Source: RefSeq, a predicted model, not a curated record
CCUCGCCCCGGGCUGGCCCGGCCGCGGGUUGUCUAGCUGCCAGGGCUCCCCGCCGGCUUCCCCCAUCCCCACGCACCGCGCUCACCUCCUCCUCCUCCUCCUCCUCCUCCUCCUCCUCCUCUUCCCCCCUCCCCCCCCCGCCCUCCUUCCCCACCUCCGCCCUCCUCCUGCUGACGUCUGGCUCUGCCCGGCUGAAAACUCCGUGCCGCGGCGGAUGCGGCGGCUCUCGGGAGCGCGGCAGCAGCGAAGAUGGUGGCCGCUCCGUGCGCCCGGCGGCUGGCGCGGCGCUCCCGCUCGGCGCUGGUGGCGGCGCUCACCGUGCUGCUCCUGCAGACCCUCCUCGUCUGGAAUUUCACCUCCCUCGACGCCGGCGAGGAGCAGCGCGGCGGCGCCGCCGGCCGCGAGAAGCGAGACCGCGGCGGAGACCAGCGGGCGUACCCGCAGCGCCGCGGACCCGCCGCCCCGCACGGCAAGGCGAUGAUUGAACCUCCUAGUCCUUACACCGGCUUGGAGACUCAGGAUGGCUAUUUUUCCCACCGACCGAAAGAGAAAAUGCGAACAGACAGCAAUAAUGAAAAUUCAGUCCCCAAGGACUUUGAAAAUAUUGAUAACAGUAACUUUGCUCCCAGGACUCAGAGGCAAAAACACCAGUCUGAGCUGGUGAAAAAAAACCCUAGCAAGCAAAAGGAGCACUUGAGAAAGAAACUGGAAGAGGAGAAGAUGAAGGAGAACUUGCUGCUAGGGAAGAACUCCAAUGAGGUGGUGCAAUUCAGUGAUCACCCUGGAAAAAACAGCAGCAGCAACAACAACAACGAUAUAAAGGAGAUUCACAGGUCUCCCAGACAGCAUCAUUUAAAAAAAAGUGGAAACAGCUCCCCUGAACUGAGAUAUGACCAAACACCAAAGUGUGAGGUCACGGGGAAAGAGGCAAUCUCGGCCAUGUCCCGGUCUAAAUCUAAGCAGUGUCGGCAGGAGAUCGCAGAUGUGUAUUGUCAGCACAAGCAUGGAAAGCUGAUGCCGGAGAAAGUGACGCGUUUCUGUACACUGGAGGGAAAAGCCAACAACAAUGUACAGUGGGAUGAGGACUCCGUAGAAUACAUGCCAGCCAACCCAGUCAGGAUCGCAUUUGUCUUGGUUGUUCAUGGCAGAGCUUCUCGGCAGCUCCAACGCAUGUUUAAGGCUAUUUACCAUAAAGACCAUUUUUAUUACAUUCAUGUUGACAAGAGAUCCAAUUAUUUGCACCGGCAAGUCCUCCAGUUUGCCAACCAGUAUCCAAAUGUGAGAGUCACUUCUUGGAGAAUGGCAACUAUCUGGGGAGGAGCAAGUCUUCUGUCCACCUAUCUGCAGACCAUGAGGGACUUAAUGGAGAUGAAUGACUGGCCAUGGGAUUUCUUCAUUAACCUCAGUGCUGCUGACUACCCAAUCAGGACAAAUGACCAGUUAGUAGCAUUCCUGUCCAGAUACCGUGAUAUGAACUUCUUGAAAUCACAUGGGAGGGACAAUGCAAGAUUUAUCAGAAAACAAGGACUGGAUCGGCUUUUCCUGGAAUGCGAUACCCACAUGUGGCGCCUGGGGGACCGGCGGAUCCCAGAAGGAAUCGCGGUCGAUGGAGGGUCAGACUGGUUUCUCCUGAACAGGAAGUUUGUGGAGUAUGUUACUUUUUCUACAGAUGAUCUGGUAACAAAGAUGAAGAGGUUUUACUCUUACACAUUGCUUCCUGCUGAGUCCUUCUUUCACACUGUUCUGGAAAAUAGCCCAUACUGUGACUCCAUGGUGGACAACAACUUGCGCAUCACAAACUGGAAUCGUAAACUCGGUUGCAAGUGUCAGUACAAGCACAUUGUUGACUGGUGUGGCUGUUCGCCUAAUGACUUCAAACCAGCAGACUUCCACCGAUUCCAGCAGACUGCCAGGCCAACUUUCUUUGCCCGAAAAUUUGAAGCUGUAGUGAAUCAGGAGAUAAUUGGCCAGUUAGACUACUAUUUGUAUGGCAACUACCCGUCUGGCACACCCGGCCUCCGGUCAUACUGGGAGAAUGUGUACGAUGAGCCUGAUGGUGUGCAAACCCUCAGCGACGUCGCCCUCACCAUGUACCAUGCGUUCUCCCGCUUGGGCCUGCGGAGAGCCGAGACUUCAUUCCAUGCUGCUGGAGACAACAGCUGCCGAUAUUACCCCAUGGGCCAUCCAGUUUCCGUCCACCUUUACUUCCUUGCUGACCGCUUCCAAGGCUUCCUAAUCAGACACCAUGCAACCAAUCUGGCUGUCAGUAAACUAGAAACUUUGGAAACAUGGGUGAUGCCCAAGAAAGUCUUUAAGAUUGCAAGUCCACCAAGCGAUUUUGGAAGGUUGCAGUUCUCAGAGAUUGGCACUGAAUGGGAUGCCAAGGAAAGGCUUUUCCGGAAUUUCGGAGGACUCCUUGGGCCAACAGAUGAGCCAGUUGGCAUGCAGAAAUGGGGAAAAGGCCCCAACGUCACUGUGACUGUCAUUUGGGUGGAUCCUGUUAAUGUAAUUGCAGCAACAUAUGAUAUUCUUAUUGAAUCCAGUGCCGAAUUUACUCACUACAAACCACCUUUGAAUUUGCCCUUACGACCCGGUGUUUGGACGAUAAAAAUUCUGCACCACUGGGUACAGGUAGCUGAAACCAAAUUCCUUGUUACUCCUCUCACCUUCUCUAAUCGGCAGCCUAUCAAACAAGAGGAAGCCAUGAAGUAUCACAGCGGGCCUCCAAAGAAUGCAUACAUGGAGCAGAGCUUCCAGGGCUUGAACCCUGUCCUGAAUAUCCCCAUCAGUGCCGCCCGCGUGGACCAGGCCAAGAGGAAUGCGGGGCUUGUGGGCACCCGGCUGGAAGCCUGGGUGGACUCUCUGGUCGGCGGCAUCUGGUCGGCCGUGGACAUCUGCAGCACCGGCCCCACCGCCUGCCCAGUCAUGCAGGGCUGCGCUCAGACAGCCUGGAGCUCCCUGAGCCCGGACCCCAAAUCUGAGCUGGGCCCCGUCAAACCCGACGGUCGCUUGAGGUAGCAUCCGAUCUGCCAGCUCUUCAUGAAGAAGGGUCCUUCUAGGCUUGUGCAGGGCAUCUGGAAGGCUGUGCAGGACAUGGGUUCCUGACCGACGCCACGAGCUGAAUGUGGAGGAGAGCAAUGCCUUGUUUCUCAGUGCUUUUACUUUAUUCUGUCAACAAACUAUUCUUGCCUGUCUUCAGAAUUUAUAGCGGGCUGCAUCCUGUUUUAAAUAGGCAUGUUUUGCAUCAUUUUAAGCUGCAUUUUCUACAUCAGGAAAAAGACUCAUUUACAUUCCAAGAACUUUUUAAAAUAUAGGUUUUAUAUGAAAAUUCAUCUCCAACUAAAGCUUUUUACAUUAGUAUAAAACAUGCACUUUGUUGUUGUUGCUGUGGUAAUCUCUCGUUAACAAUAUAACCCAAAAGGCUAUUAAAAGCUGUUGGGUUAAUUAGGAAAAAAAUCCUGUUGAUGGAGUAAAGUAAGGUAUCUGUUUACCCUUCUGUGUGUAUGGCUCGCUUUCUGCUGGUGAGAGUUAAGUGUCUGCAUCAGGAGGGAAAUAGGCCCUUAAAUCAUUCCAUAAUCACAUCUCACAGAAAGGUUGAAUUCCCUUUUAAACAACAGUUGCAAGAUGACGGUAACACACAGAUCCCAGUGGCUUGUAGUAUCUCUCUCCAUAGUGUUGGUUUAAAGCUACUUGCAGUUUGCUUUGGACUUGAAAUUGCAGUGUCAGCUGUGCUGGCAUUAAGGCAGAGCAUUGAAAUGUUUAUCUGGCACAAAAAUGGAUGCAUAGAAGGAACAAUUUAGGUAUUUAUUAUUUAUGUUUUAGUCAAUGACUAAUUAGUAGGUGCUGCUUUUGCAGCUGAAAGAUUAUGUUAUCUUACUAACUGAAGCUGCCUUUAUUAAGAAAAGGCUUUCCUCCCCUCACACCUCCCUUUCUUUUUUUGUCUUGAUUUUGUCAGUCACGAGAGCCAUAGUUUUAGGAAAGCUUGUAGCAAAGAAGAGCUGGUUGAAGUAUUUCAGUCAAAACAGUGUUCCAGCCUUUCAACCGGCUCUAGAAGCAAGCGUGUUUAAAACCAGGGUUGCCAACAGGUUUAUAUAAUAGAAACACAGUGUUAUUACUUAUUCAGUAGGAGUUUUUUUAACAGUGCUUGUUUUUAAUCUAACAUUCCUUCCUGAAGUUCAAAUUUUCUGGGGACCUCCAAUCCUCACUGUGAAAUUCAGGGCUUCAGUCGUACUGAUGCAAUGGCAACUGCACAGCUCAAGCCCUGCAGGUUAAAUGAAGAACAUCAUAUUUAGGGCACCCAGUGAAAUUUGUUAACAAUCCUAGUCAGUGAUUGUUCUCAAUAAGAGUACUGGGGUAGUCGCAAAAUUUCAGUCCGUCUUGCACGUAAUCAUACGUUUAAGGGUGCGCCCACACACACACAUACAGAUAACUUGAUUUUUAAAUUUGAUACUUUUUUUAUUCUUAAGCAGGAAUGUUUUUAAGUGCUUUGUUGAUAAGUUUUAAUUAUUAACUGGACCAAGCAGAAAGUGGCAACGAUCCCAUCUUUUGUGGUUAGAAGAAAAUCUGCCACUUUUAUCAUUUAAAUUGUAAGAUGCAAAUUAUUCUGUUUUAGUACAAAAAAUGGAAAGAAAACAAAUGGUUGCUGAUAUAUCUAUUUACAUUAUAUACUAGGUUUGAAAUAUCUCGGAACAAAAUUUAUAUUAGUUUAUUUUCUGAAAGACAAAAAGCAUCUACAGAAAUAAGUUUUGUAGCAAGCUGGUAAUCCCAGUGCUGCUAUUAAAAAUUAUGAAAUAAAACUGAAGAGGCUGAUCCUGCAGUUCUUUGUCAGGCAAAACUUCCACAGAGAGUACUGCUGAGUAAGGACUUCAACGGCAAGUCCAUCAUAAAUAAAAGGUGUGACAGUAUGCCAUAAGUAAAUACUGUCAGUGUUUGAAGUCAUCAAAGGACGAGCUGCCGUGUUUGGAACAUCUGGGGGCAGUGUCAAGUUUUGGACCUAAACAACAACCUUACUAUAGCUCCUAAUAUGGAGGCACAGAGACAUAAGUUACAUGUGGGACACUGUCUGAGUUACAAGUUCCUGUAGUUAAGAAGAAAAACCAUGGAAAGCAAGACUCUUUGCAUCAGAGAUCAGAGCUUGCUUCAAGCUGAUGCUGUGCAAGCACUGCUAAGGCCAACGUCCUGCUUAGUGGCUUUUCUGGCUCUGAAAUGGCAGGCACUUGGAGCCUGUGAUGAAUAUUAUGUAUUGUUAGAAGAGAAUAACUUCACAGAUCUUACAUUUGGUGAAAAGGAGAAUUCAGAGCAGGGACACAUAGUUCGUACAAAACAAGCAAGUUAUGCAUCUUCAUUUGAAUGUGCAAGUGUUAUUUUCCAAUCACACUGGCUAGUCCUUGCUGAAUAGGACUCCAGCUGAAAGCCAGUUUUGAUCAAAAUCCCUUUCUGUGGAGAGGGGUGUAUUUCCAUAUGCACACAUUUGUCCUCCGUGUGUGGUGCUUCGCUCAUUUAAAUUCCCUGCCCAUGCUGCACGAUAUCCAAGUAACACUUCUGUGAUCAAUCAGUAUUACACAGAAAGGGAAUGUGGCAAAAUGCAGAACAUCUACAUAUGUGAUUUAAUGAAUUAUGUCCAAAGUCAGUCUUAGCAUUAUGCAAACCUGUUUAUAUGGUAAUGUUAAACCCUGAGGCUAAUAGAAAUAGCUCAAAAGACAGUUUAUGUUCAAAUUUGUCCAAUUCUUUCUUUGAUGACAUUUGGACAUUGAGUAGUAAUAUUUGUAUUUUCAUUUUCUGAUAUUCAAGGUUUUUUUAGAAUUGGAAUUAUGUCUUCAUUUUUUGUGCUCUCAGCAGAGAGUUUUAACAGUUCCUUCAUGAUAGCAAGUGCUCUACAAGAAAGUCAGUCUGUAUCUCUGUUGUUAAGCCUUCAUUAUUGCUAAGCCUAGAGAUAAAGGAGUGUGCAUUCGUGUGUUACAAAUUGACUUCCCUAGGUAUUGGCUUCAGUGCACAAUGCCCGUACAGUUUUUUAACAGCAUAUUAACAAUGAUCCUGCAGCACCUUUCAUAAAGGACCAACUACUAUGUAUUCACCUUUUGUCCGUCUGCUACAGCACUAAUUGCAAUACUAAUGAAGUCUUCAUCACUCUUAGCUACAAUUAUAGUGAGCAGCGUAGUGAAGUCAGUGAAUCAGAACUGGGAUACUCUAAACCUGACCAAAGAGAGAGAUGAUGGGUAAAGAAGAUGUUGAAACUUUACAAAAGUUUGACACAAUUGUGCUGCAACAAAAAUUUGAACAAGCUGGGCACCUUCUGCAGAGCAAAGCUGAGAAAUGCUGAUACCGUAAGAUCUCAGCUUUGACUUCCCAGAUAAAAAGAAAACAAGAUCCAGAUUGUUAUUGUGGCCAGACAAUGAGGACCAACUUUCUGUUGAUUUCUCUAGUUCUCUUUCAUCCCAGCUGUCAGAGAACUGCCAGCUUGCCGCUGGCUAUCACACCCUCCUCGUUGUCUUCCCAGAUCCCAAAGCUUCAGGGGUUGGCCACAGGAAACCUUGGCUAACUCCACCUCUUUCCAUUAAGCAGGAAGUUUUGUACUUGUGUGAGCCAGAUCCCUUAGGCUUCUUCAAAAACCCCAGCUGCAAAUCAGAAAAGUUUACUUUUCAGAGCAGCCUUCAGUCAGCCCAGUAGUAACAGACAUGAAAGAGCUGGUAAAAGUGAUAGCAAUUAUCUUUUCCUGAUUUUUAGGCAUGGGUAUUUAAUAUAUGUAAUAGUAGGUUUGGUUAUUUCAGCAACAGAGUAAGACCAACCUGGUAGAAAGUGGCUAGCAGCGUUUCCCACUGGCCUUUGCUUCAGUUUGGUUGUGAAAAGAUAAUGAUCCAUAUGUACUUUUGGUUCAGCCACUCACGGCCUCCAAGAUAGUCUUAGGGGCUCACAGGACAUUACAUUAAACCCGUAUUACAUGACAAUUGAAAACGUCACAUAAAAAAGUCUUGCCAGACCAAACCCUCAGGCUUCUGCCAAGACAGCUCCAGAGAGGGCAGGAGGGAUGUAGUGUUGGAGGGGACAGGACGCUGCCGGGUUAGGGGCCCAGCAGGAGUUCCUGAGAGCAGGAAUACCUGCGGCAGAGCCCCUGCUGAGGGCAGUUGCUGUUGCAGCCAGGCACAGCAAAACAAUUUGGGUGAAUUAGGGUUAAGGGCAGCAAGGACGAAUUUGUAGGGAAAUACCUUUUUUUCUGUAGACUCUUCAGGAGGGAGCAAAUGCUCUGAUUUGCAGCUCCCUUUGAAUGUGUAGAGUAGAAGAGACUGGCCUUUGAAAACCUUCACCACUACCAUCACAGUAAGGGAAAGAAGAAUCAGGCUGAGAGCAUUUAAAAUUGAGGCAACAAGAUCUUGCAGCCCAUGUUACCCAGGACCGAAGUAGCAUUAGGCUGUCUCCAGUGAAGUGUGGUGUUGGCAGCGAUUAACCCUCUGCAGGUACCGCGUUGGUUUUGUUCCUUUUCGCUAGCAGUAGUGUGUAGAUCACUCUCUGCUCUUUGCUUCUGCCUUGGUUACCUUCUUUUGCUCAUGGGUGCUACCACAGCUGCUACCUCACUGUGUCUGCAAACACGUUUACCUGAUAACAACAAAAAAAGGUACCAGAAAUCUCCUUGAACUGAAUGUACAAUCUAUGCAAAUUCUCUUUCUACUUUGUUAAAAUCUAGAAGUAUUACUUGUAACCUUGCCAAAUAAACAGCAAGAUACUGUACAGGUGCCUCUGAUAACAGAGUGACAAUUCUAGGCGCGGUUCAUUGCGCUGCAUUUGUAUAUUGUACUGACUUGACUUGUCUUUGGUUCCGUUGUAAUUAACACCCUUGACUGAGAAGAAAGCAAUCUCUUGCUAGGGGAGGACCUUCAGUUUGCUGGGAAUAUUCUGGAGGAGGAUGUCUAUGGCAUUUCAUUUUAUUUUCCUGCGUACCUCCAAAAGAAGGCACAGACCUGCUGGCCAAAAUUAGGAUGUUGUUUCAGAUUUUCCUUGGGUAAAUCCUUAUCAGCUUUGGAUCGCUUGGUGUCUGUUCCCAUUGUGGCAUCCAGUGUGUUGCCCCUUAAAGAAAGCCUUACUUUCAUCCUUUCUAAAUGUGGCCUUAAACUGUGUUAGGAAAUUUGGUGUUGUCUGUGUCUUGCUCACUUUUUCUGUUUGUUGUGGAAUGAAUAGAAGGCACCUUGAGAUUUCUAUUACAGCUCAGUUGUGUUGCUGUCAGCUUACACUUCACAAAUACAAUAGCAAUUGCUUACAAAUGCAGUCUUUAAGGGAAGAAAAUGACCUUCCCUUUGGGCAAAAGGAAGGCUUAGACAUUCAUAUAAACCUUAGGAAAUUAUGAGCCCUGUCUUUUGCAACUCACUGUAGAUAAGGAAGGUUGAUUUAAUUACCUACAAACUACAAACUUAAUAACCUUUAAUUUAUCUUCAGACUGUAACAGACAAACUGCUCUCAGCUGCACAAGACAAAUUCUGAGUAAUUUCACUCAUUUUGAUAUGACAUAGUAGCACUCCUUUCUGAUUUGUACUGGUAGCUGGGAGAAUAUAUAUCCUCUUAGUGGUAUGGUCUUAAAAUCUGAAGAAUGUCACCACAUGAGGCUAGAUUUUGAACGACUGUUGGGAAUCUGACAGUACACUUAGAAGAUAGAGGAGUCUGGUUCUAUCAUCUAAGUCAUAAAUGCAUUUCCAAAAAUCUGGCUUUUGGAGCUUCAUCCAAAGGUUGUCAAAGUCAGCAGAAACCAAGGACUUCUGCUAAGGCUCAUAUCUGUUGGGUUUCUUUAAUACUUUUCUCCGUGAGAACUCUCAUGUUUCAGUAGCACCAAUAUUCCCGGCAGGCUGCAGUGCUUUUAGGAAUCCCACAUCCUAUCCUGUUUUGGUAUUCAGAUGAGGAUACAACCCAAAGGCAACUGAAAAGGGUUUACAUAGAAAACAAGAUUUGUGAACAAAAAGUAAUUAAUUCAAGUUAAUGAAAUGAUUUUUCUGACUUUGUCAUUUUUGUUUUGUUUUGAUUGGAUUUUUGUAUUGCCUAACAUAGUCCGUAAUAAGUUAUUCCUGUUCUGUCAUUUUCAAAGACUGGUGGUAAUAUAGUUUUAAGAAAUAACUAUUUUGUUAUAGAUCAUAAUAUGCAUAAAAUUGUACAGAAAUAUUUUGUAAGCUAUUGAAUAAGAAAAAAUAAAACCAUGUAUAUACAGCAAAGUUUAAAAAAAAAUUGGAAAUUCAAAUGGAACACACUGAAAGAUGUAGAUAUUUUGCUAUUUAUUUAAAGGAGUAUUUUAUGAGAUAUUGAAAUGUCUUAAAUUGACUGGUAAUCAAAGUUCAAAGUCAGAAUGCUUUUCUUGUAGUAGAAUGUGACUUUCAGCAAUUAUUGCACUACCCGUUUUUUCACCCUUUUGUCUUUCAUUUAGCAGAAAACAAUGUGCCUUAGCUGUAUUCUUUGUUAAUGGGAAUUUGGUUUUUUUGUCUGACAAAGCAAAUUUUUUUGCAGAAAAAUAAAUGGAUGUAUUAAAUACUGUAUUAUACCAAAAA